CCAUCUUUAUUGACGAUAAGAAGAAGUAUCGAAAUACCCAUGCUCUGAGAGCAAAUGUAAACAAUGCCUGACAUCGAUUCGGUGAACAUAUCCUUACCAAGUCUUCUGGAUGAGGUUUUUGCAAAAUUCUCCCCAAGAGCUAGUAAAGAGAAUAUUGGUGAACUUUUAGUUGAAUUGGAUGCACUGUUAAGUUCACGUGUGGUGCAAGCGGCUUUACAAUUGUUGGACUAUCAAAAUAUUGUUAUUUACCACAAUUCUUCCAAAACCCAACAAAUUGCUGAAAUAAACGAAGGUUAUCGUCACGGCACACUAAAAUUGGUGCGUUUGUUUCCUCGCAUUAACUACUGUACUUGUGAUAAUUUCCAGCAACAGGUGGUGGGAAACCAAACCAAUCCAUCUACAGCUCCAUACACCUGUGAACACGUACUGGCCUUGCGUUUAGCGGUUCUACUUGAAAGUGAUAAGUUGCGCUACGAAGAAUUGCCUGCGCACAAAUUGAAAACACUCUUCUCAAGGUUUUUGCCGGAUAAUGUCAUUGACGACUAAAAAUCGAAUAGAUUUCAAUAAACCACUUCGUCCAUCGGUCUGAUGCAACAUUCGAAACUUUUGUAUGAGAAAGGAAUUUUGCACAACAAAAAAAUGCUAACACAAUCCCAAUAUUCGAAUUUCAAGUUUGUCGCUCGUCUUGAUCAAAUUAAAACUUUUACGGCCGGCAUUAAGGCGUUACUUUUUGCAGAACAUGGUGCUUUCAUGAUCAAUGAAGAUGGCUUCACUUGCACUGUCGAACAGGGCAAAUGUAUACAGGCUUCAUUGUUUAUGAUGCCAGCGUGUUUUUCCGAGUUUUAUGUUGAUGGUGUUUUACAUUUCAAUGUAAACAUGAAUGUGCUCAAUGAAUGCUUGAGCAUAUUCGCUGGCAUUGAUUGUACUAUGAAAAUGUUGUACAAAGGACCCGAAGCACCGCUCAUAUUGGUUUUGGAACCCCAAGAUGAAUGUGAAAUUAGCACAGAGUGCUCGAUAAAAACCACUGUACAAGAAGAACCAAUGGAAUAUUCAUUAGACGAUAACAGUAGCAGUCUGAAUGUCAUAUUUAUACGUGGGCCUGAUUUAUCGAAUAUUUUUCAAGAAUUUGAUAAAUCCACUGAGGAGUUGGAAAUUACCAUCUCGCCGAGGAGACCACAUUUUAAAAUCGACACUCUCGGUGUAAUGCAGUCUGAAUCGAGCAUUGAAGUGGCUAAGUCUAGCGACAUGAUUCUAAUGUUUAAUUGUCGUGAAACCACGAAGGCACGCUACAAGUCAUCACUGGUUCGCAUGACACAGAAAGCCUUAUCGGUGGCGAGUAAAGUUGCAAUUAAGACUGAUUUAAGUGGCCUAAUGGAAAUGCAUUUUAUGUUACAAGAUGACAGUCAGGCUGAGGUUUAUAUACAAUUUUUUAUAACGCCCUUGGCGGAAAUGGAUUAAUAAAAUGGUUUUAUUAUAAAACAAA
Molecule: messenger RNA, 1483 nt
Organism: Musca domestica (house fly)
Lineage: Eukaryota; Metazoa; Arthropoda; Insecta; Diptera; Muscidae
Gene: Rad1
Product: cell cycle checkpoint protein RAD1
Exons: 2
Coding region: 589-1458 (289 amino acids)
Biological process (GO): DNA damage checkpoint signaling; DNA repair
Cellular component (GO): checkpoint clamp complex; nucleus
Molecular function (GO): 3'-5' exonuclease activity
Source: RefSeq, a predicted model, not a curated record